CAGGGGCGCCAAUGGCCGCUCAGUGAAGUCCCAUCCCCGAAGUGUAAUAUUUAGGUCAUAAGAUAAACGACGUUUUGAACAAAAGCCACCGCGCUCUCCUCUCCUCUCGGCGGGUGUCUCCCGUCUUUAAGAGCCCCCGAAUGAUCCUGCUUAGUGGGACAUGUUGUCAUAAUAUUGUCAUAUUUGCGCCGUCACGUCAGGCUAACGUUGCUUCUCUCGGCUAAGCUAGCUGUCACAUCUCCACAAGCCGACACCAUUGUCGUCCCAGCGCGUCCAGGCAUCAUCAGGCCUGAGGUUGGCGUCUGAUGGAGCAGUCGUUUGUGGAGAGGCGCCAUGUUGCCUUGUCACGCCGGCCCCUGGCCCGCUUCUGAGGCCCGCGGCGGUCAUGUGCCCACCACGCAGCCCUCCCAGGCCCUCCCAGAUCUGCUGUGCAGCCGCCCGGCGCCACCGCUGAGCGUCCACCCCGAGGCGCCCUCGCCCGACCCCAUGGACUCCCUCAUCGUGGUGACUGAGUGCGAACCCAGCACGAGAGCGAGCGCAGGACGAGCGCAGGAGGAGGAGGAAGAGGAAAUGGACAGUUCGGAGACGCCGCCUUUCCCCACGCCAUCCCGCGACCUUGUGUCCCACGCGGCGGCUCGCUCGGAGGCUCUGCUGCCCGCCACGGAGGAGCAAAGAGCUCGCCUGAGCCUGUCGGACAGGAAGCUGUCGCUGCAGGAGCGCUCGCAGACGCCAACGUCGCCGUGCGGCUCGCCGGGACUCAACGGCCGCUACAUCUACCCGUCCUUGCCGUACUCGCCCAUCACGUCGCCGCACUCCUCGCCGCGCCUGCUGCGCCGCCCCACCGUGGAGUCCCACAGCGUGUCCAUCACAGACCUCCAGGACUGUGUGCAGCUCAACCAGUACAAGCUGAAGGACGAGAUCGGAAAGGGCUCCUACGGUGUGGUCAAGCUAGCGUACAACGAAGACGACAACAUGUACUAUGCCAUGAAGGUUCUGUCCAAGAAGAGGCUGAUGAGGCAGGCAGGAUUCCCACGGAGACCCCCCCCUCGCGGAGCCAAAGCUGUCCCAGAGGGCCCGCCGCAGCCCAAAGGCCCCCUGGAACGGGUCUACCAGGAGAUCGCCAUACUGAAAAAGCUGGACCAUCCUAAUGUGGUGAAACUUGUGGAGGUUUUGGAUGAUCCCAGCGAGGACCAUCUCUACAUGGUGUUUGAGCUGGUCAAGCAAGGGGCGGUGAUGGAGGUGCCUACAGACAAAGCGUUCAGCGAGGACCAGGCUCGCUUUUAUUUCCAGGACCUGCUGAGAGGAAUGGAGUAUUUACACUACCAGAGGAUCAUCCACAGAGACGUGAAGCCCUCCAACCUGCUGGUGGCAGAAGACGGUCACAUCAAGAUCGCAGACUUCGGGGUCAGUAAUCAGUUCCAGGGGGCCGACGCCCUCCUGACCAGCACUGUGGGCACACCUGCCUUCCUGGCCCCGGAGACUCUGUCAGACACCAGGAAGAACUUCUCUGGCAAGGCUCUGGAUGUGUGGGCCAUGGGUGUGACGCUCUACUGCUUCGUCUUUGGAGUGUGUCCCUUUAUGGACGAGCGCAUCCUCAGCCUGCAUCAGAAGAUCAGAACGCUGCCAGUGGAGUUGCCAGAACGUGCUGAGGUGUCAGACGACCUGAAGGACUUGUUGAUGAAGAUGUUGGACAAGAACCCUGAGAGCAGAAUAUCAAUUCCACAGAUAAAAGUGCACCCGUGGGUGACCCGGCACGGCGCCGAGCCCCUCCCCCCGGAGGACGACAACUGCUGCUCGCUCAUCGAGGUGACGGAGGAGGAAGUGGAGAACUCCGUCAAACACAUUCCCAGCCUGCCCACUGUGAUCCUGGUGAGGACCAUGUUGAGGAAGAGAUCCUUUGGGAACCCUUUUGAUUGGGCCAGGAAAGAAGGAAGCAGCGGCUCACACACGAAGCAACAGCAGCAGCAGGGUGAAGGUGCGAGGAGCGUAGAUCUUCCGUUGUUGGGAGAAGACGAGACUCUUUCCUGAUGCAGCAGGUUGGAUUUCAACUUUUGUCACUGCGCCGCCAACCCCUUUACUCUUCCAGAACUUACUGUACGUACAGUACUCACGGGGGCUCCUUGAGACUGUGGGAAGAUUCCAGAAGGACAGGCUCCUCCCCCUGGUCUAUAGUUGCAUGUUUACUGUAAGCAUGCGAGUCUCAGGCGUGGUUCUCCUUUGUGACUUUCCCACUUUCAGGUACGACAACAGCACACUUUCAUAUUAAUAAUAAUAACAAUGCUUUACUUACUUUGAGAAGAACAUCUUCAGUGCGGACUUUCUCGGCUCUUUUUUCCCCAAGGAAGAAGGUGUUUGUCAACACUCUUCUGCAAGGUGCUGGUGUGUAAAUAAUCUGCACUUGUAGUUCCAGUCCACUUCUUCUCGUGUCUGCUCAAAAAUAUCACCCCUUUUUUUCACGUGGAACAAAUCAUUUUGUAUGUGAAGAACCUGGAAGUACAUUUUGUACCAGCCUAUGCAUGACGUAUCUACAGGAUGUAUGAGAAGAUGUACACGUCUAAUCAAUUAUCAAUAAUCAAUGCUUCCGUCCGCUCAGCCUAAACUCCUCUAUGCAUUUCUACGUCAUUUCACUGCACUUUGAAGGAAUACACAAAGUACACAUUCAUGCUCGACACUUCUCUGCAAUCAUAUCUCUGUUUUCCUCACAAAAAGUGCUUUUUCCACACCUAAAAUAAUCUUUUUUUUUCUUCAUUAGUCUUUUUUUCCAUUAAAAAAACUUUUUUUCUUCCAGAAGGGGAAAAGGCAUUUUUUUCUAUAUUGAAAAUAUUAAUUUGUCUUUUUUUUCCAGAAAACAAAAUUUUUUUUGUUGUACAAAUUUAUUUUCCAGAGAAAAAAGUCAUAAUCUUACGAGAGCUGAGCAGAAAAAAAUAAUACAAUUAUAUUUAUAAUUUCUUGAUGAACAAUUAAUAUUACAAGGUAAGGUAAAAACAAUGCAUAAAUAUCAUUUAUAUUUUUUUCCUGACAUUUUUUUUUGAGAAAUGUAUAUAU
Nerophis lumbriciformis (worm pipefish) is the source of this 3045-nucleotide messenger RNA. It is a transcript of the gene camkk2, whose product is annotated as calcium/calmodulin-dependent protein kinase kinase 2. Gene Ontology annotation, biological process: protein phosphorylation; CAMKK-AMPK signaling cascade. Gene Ontology annotation, molecular function: ATP binding; protein serine/threonine kinase activity. Lineage: Eukaryota; Metazoa; Chordata; Actinopteri; Syngnathiformes; Syngnathidae. The record is from RefSeq and is a predicted model, not a curated record.